AUGGAUGUUUGGCAAUUAGUCGUAAAGAAAGCAAAGAAAAUUGUACAUAAGAUUAAUAAAACAGUCCAUAGCUAUCCCAAGUUACCAAAAUUUUCCUUAGAAGAAGAAAAUUUACCCUUUCAGAUUGGGUCUAAAGUUUCAAAGAAAGAUUAUAACGUUUUUCUUGAUCACAACGAAUCAAGUGGAUACAAAUUUCACUGGGACAACGGAAACAUAUAUAUUGUAGAUUUGGCUAACGAAGAACAUGAAGUUAUUACAUCACUGCUUACUCAAGUUUUUGCUAUCCCCAAUGGCGGUAUAAGACGUAGUCCUCCAAUAGUGGUUGCAGGUCAAACGUUUCAUUAUAAUCCAUCUGACAUUGCAUUAAAAAUCGCACCAGACAUUGCAGUUCGCUCAAAUACUGCUCAUGUUCUAAGACCUACCAUUCCGCAUCCUGGUCCUCCCCCUAGCAAUACAAUUAAUAAUCCUCACGCAAGGAUAAUAUAUGAAAUAGCUAUAGCUCAAAGCACUUCUUAUUGGGAGGAAAAAUGUGUGAAUUGGAUGAAUGAACAAUACGUGCGGUGUGUAUUCGGUAUCAAGAUUCAUAACAUAAGGACUUUAAAUAGACGAGUUCAUCGGUCAAUGACGGCCAGGUUAUGGACUCGUAAAACACCAGCUACACCGGGGAGUACACCAGUAGCAGGACUAGCAGGAAUAUUCGUUCAAGAGUGGGAUUUCGGCACUCUACAGUUCAAUAGUAAUAACCCUACCGGUUGCACAGGUCCGAACAUUCCUGCAUAUCAAGUCAAUAUCCCAGUAUCAGAUGUUUUCUGGAACCCACCAAUCGUUGCAGGAAUUCCAAAUGUUAUUGGGUAUACUGUAGUAGUCCCUCCCGUGGUCACUGCCAAUAAUUUCAUCAUUGAUUUAUAUGAUAUUCAACAAAAUGUUUUAGAAACACAGUGA
Cetraspora pellucida is the source of this 942-nucleotide messenger RNA. Lineage: Eukaryota; Fungi; Glomeromycota; Glomeromycetes; Diversisporales; Gigasporaceae. The record is from the annotation of a GenBank genome assembly.